Molecule: messenger RNA, 291 nt
Organism: Lactuca saligna
Lineage: Eukaryota; Viridiplantae; Streptophyta; Magnoliopsida; Asterales; Asteraceae
Source: the annotation of a GenBank genome assembly
AUGGACAACUACUACCAUCAAUCAAAGCUAGCAGUUGAACAACCCCUAAUCGACACCUCCACCUUCUCGUCUCUCAUUCUCCACGAGCCCCCACCUGUUUCCAAACCCUUCUUCUCUCUCCAACGACGUACAUCACCGGCGACACACCUACGACUAGUCACCGGAGCUUUAUUUGCGUCGCAAAAUAUAUCUACCGUUCUGGAAGUUCGAACCGAAGGCGAACCAGCUGUUGCGGAGGAAUUAGGGCAAAAUGUUGAUCAGAUCAUCGUGAAGGUUGAUGAGAAAGAGUAG